Molecule: messenger RNA, 3526 nt
Organism: Neoarius graeffei (lesser salmon catfish)
Lineage: Eukaryota; Metazoa; Chordata; Actinopteri; Siluriformes; Ariidae
Gene: paxip1
Product: PAX interacting (with transcription-activation domain) protein 1
Exons: 21
Coding region: 121-3315 (1064 amino acids)
Biological process (GO): positive regulation of transcription initiation by RNA polymerase II
Cellular component (GO): nucleus
Source: RefSeq, a predicted model, not a curated record
AGUGAUGCGACCAGUCACCUCUGUUCAGUCGCAAAGCUGUUCAGGAGACUCAAUAAUGUUUCCUCUAUUAUUGCUAUAAGUAAAUGCAGAAGUUUUGUGUUAUUUAUUAAAAAAAUAAUAAUGUUGGAAGAAGAAUUGAAAGUCCCUGAAGAGCUUUUUAAGGACGUGAAGUUUUAUGUCGUCGGGGAUAUUGACCAAAAGGUGGUGCAGCUGCUAAAGUCAGGGAAAGGAAAGGAAGUGUCCUACAUCGCCCUCGCCACACACAUCAUCACAGAGGAUGGAGACAACGCUGAAGUCAGUGAGGCGCGUGAGGUCUUCUUCUUGCCUGUAGUAAAGCCCACAUGGGUGAUCCUGUCAGUCAGAUGUGGAGACCUGCUUCCUGUUACAGGCUUUUCUCCUGAGUCGGGGCAGUUGUUCUUUGGUGUGCGGGUGUGUUUACCUCAUCUGACAGAAGAUCUCAGCACCCUUUGGGCCUUUAUUACGUUUUACGGAGGAGACUGUCAGCUGAAUUUCAAUAAGAAGUGUACACAUCUGGUGGUUCCUGAACCCAAGGGGGCAAAAUACGAGUGUGCACUGAGGCACAGUGGGAUUAAAAUCGUCACCCCAGAGUGGAUCACCGACUCAGUUAAAGACAAGAGCAGGAAGGAUGAAGCGCUUUACCACCCGCGGCUCACCUACUACGAGGAAGAGGAAGAAGAGGAGGAAGAUGAGGUCAGCGAGGAUGAAAAUGAGCGUAGUUCACGUUCUGAAGGCAGCAAACGCUCUAGCCCUGCCUCCUCGCGAGGCGCGUCACCUUCCAGGCGUCCACGCUCACCCUCGCCCAAAGCUGAGGUCAUGUUUGAUGACUCCGACGAAUCGGACAAAGAAGAACUCAACCUGAACUGGACGCUGUCAAAGCCCCGCCUCCCACGGAGUAAAGACACGGCGCUCAUUAACCUGUGUGACAGUGUCCCUCCUGUGCCGGGUAACAACCAGGGGGCGGAGCGUCCAGAGGUGAUUGGUGGGUGGAAUUCUGGCCAACGCCCAUUGCGGACCAUCAAUAAGGGCACAGAGCAGCAGCAGCAGCUCCCACGGCCGCCCAACGUUGCACACAUUCUCCAAAGUCUGACUUCUAAAAGUGUAGAACCGCAGGGGAAUCAGAACCAACCCGGUGUCCCGAAUCAGCUUCUGUUCAACUCCGCAAAACCUCCACAGCACGCAGCACCACAACUCGCUCCUGAAGUGCAGCAGCAGUUACUCCAGCACCAGCAACAACAGUUGCAGCAGCAGCAGCAACAACAACAACAACAACAGCAGCAGCAGCAGCAAGCACACCCGAUGCCUCCUCAGCAACAGCAGCAGCAACAACAACAUGCGCAGCAGAUGCUCCAGCAGCACCCCAUGAUGCACCUGCAGUCGCAGGGCAUGCAAAUACAUCAUCCUCAGCAGCAGCAGGCAGGGUUUCCUCAAAUGCCGCAACAGCCGCAUCAGUUCCUCACGCAGCAGAUGCAUCAGCAGAUGUACUCCCAGCAGCAGCAGCAGCAUCAGCAACAGCAGCACGGUUUCCUGCAGCAGCAGCAGCAACUGCGACCACCGCAGCAGCAACAGCAGCUUCUCCGACCACCCUUACAACAGCAACAUGUAAUACAGCAGCAGUUGCUGCAGCAGCAACACAGGCUCCAGCUGCAACUGCAGCAACAGCAGCAGCAAAAUCAGCAGCAGAUGCACCAGCAACAUUUGCAACAACAGCAGCAGCAGCAUUUCCUUCAACAGCAGCAACAGCACAUGCAACACCUGCAGCAACAGCAGCAACACCUGCAACAGCAGCAGCAACAUAUGCAGAAUGCGCAGACUCUGCAGCAUCAGACACCGACACCUCUGCAGCUUGUGCAGCCGCAUCAACUGCUGGGCCAUGAAUCAGGACAGGAGAUUCCUGAAGAUGGCUUCCUGGUUGGCUGCGUCUUUGCUAUCGCUGAUUAUCCGGAACAGAUGGCUGACAAGCAGCUACUGGCCACGUGGAAACGGAUUAUUCAGGCGUAUGGAGGCUCUGUGGACUCUGCUUUGAAUCGCUGCACUCACUUACUGUGUGAAAGUCAAGUCAGCAGCAUGUACCUGCAGGCUUUAAGGGAGGGCAAGCGCUGCAUUACAGCUCACUGGCUCAACACGGUGCUGAAGAAGAAGAAGAUGGUUCCUCCUCACCGCACGCUACAUCUGCCCUUCAGUUUCCCUCCAGGAGCCAAACCCUGCUCGCAGCACAUUAUUUCAGUCACUGGGUUUGUGGACAGCGAUCGAGAGGACUUGAAGCUUAUGGCCUACUUAGCUGGAGCUCGCUACACGGGAUACCUGUGUCGCAGCAAUACCGUUCUUAUCUGCAAAGAGCCAAGUGGGCUAAAGUAUGAGAAGGCGAAGGAGUGGCGAAUCCCGUGUGUAAACGCUCAGUGGCUGUGUGAAAUCCUGCUGGGAAAUUUCGAGGCUUUACGGCAGAUCCAGCACAGCAGAUACACUCAGUUCAACUUGGCCGAACCUCUCGCUCCUAACACGCAUCUCGUCCAGAACCUGCUGGCUGCUUGGAGAAAUCCUGUAAAAGUCUCGCCAGAGGCAUUGGUGAGCCUCCGUCUGCAGCAGAAACAGAAACAGGCUGAGGGAACUUCACAGCCACCUGCCAAGAAGCCCAAACUAGAGGAGCUGCCCACACCUUCUAAAAAGCUUCCUCCAGAGUCGACCCCAUAUGUUUUCUUCACUGGCUUUGAACCUCUGCAAGCUCAGCAGUACAUAAAGAGAUUGUACGAGCUCGGUGGUGAAGUGGCUGAGAGCGCACAGAAGUGCACUCAUCUGGUAGCCAGUAAAGUGACACGCACGGUCAAGUUCCUGACAGCCGUCUCUAUCGUUAAACACAUUGUCACUCCGGAGUGGCUGCAAGAGAGCUGGAAAUGCCAGAAAUUUGUGGAUGAACAGAGUUACAUGCUGCGGGAUGCAGAAGCUGAGGUGCUCUUCUCUUUUAGUCUGGAGGAGUCGCUGAAGAAAGCUCAUACUGCUCCACUCUUCAAGGGUAAAUUCUUCUACAUAACGCCGGGAAUCUGUCCGAGCCUCAGCACCAUGAGAGCCAUCGUAGAGAGCGCCGGGGGGAAACUGCUGUCCAGACAGCCGUCCUUCCGUAAGAUCAUGGAGCACAAGCAGAACAAGAACCUGCCAGAAAUCAUCCUCAUCUCAUGCGACAAUGAUCUGCAUCUGUGCCGUGAAUAUUUUCUGAAGAAUAUCGACGUCCACAAUGCUGAGUUCAUCCUCACAGGAGUGCUGACGCAGACUCUGGAUUAUCAAUCAUAUAAAUUCACAUGAUCAGUUUGGGAGGAACAUCUUCGGGAAGAGAACACUAAACUUUCUCUGCUGGUCGACCCUGAAGGUUCCCUUUUUAUAAAUAUGUAAAAAAAAAAAAAGACAAUACUAUUUGUCCCCCCCGUCCUUUUUUUGUACUUGGUUGAAAAGUCUUUUUUUGUAGAAAUUACUUGUGAAAUAAAUAAAUAAAUACAUCACUGUUAUUUUUUAACAA